GACCCAACUUCAAUGCUUCAAUUGAUUGUCGCGGCAAACCUUAGAUCAACCAUCUAUCUCAACGUCGCUGUACAACAACACUUAACAUGAAUGCGGUAGCGCUUGAGGAGACGAAUCGUCUCCGGGUUUCCCUGGGCAUGAAACCCUUGCCCGUUCCAGGCGCACCCGGUCCCCAAUUCAAAGAGGCGACUCCUCCCUCGGACGACGGAGAGGAGGCGGCAAGCACAUUGGAAACGCGCCAAGCAGCCGCCUACGACAACUACAUGAAAGUGAAGGACGCGGAGGACGAGAAGAAGCGACGCGAAGAGAAGAAGGCGGCCAUCAAGAAAGCGCGCGAUGCAUCGAAACGUUUCGAACGCCUGGAAGGCAAGGGGCUCGGCGAGGCUGACGACGAGGUCGAUGUCGAUGCCAAGUCAUGGCUGAAGAGCCAGAAGAAGCGCCAAAAGCAAAUCGACAAGGUACGAAAGAUGGAGGAGGAAAUGGCUGCUGCUGAGGCGGCUGCGGUAGCAGCGGUGCAGUACACAUCCAAGGAUCUGGCUGGUGUCAAGGUCGCCCACGAGAUUACGUCUUUCGAAGACGGAGACGAGCAGAUAUUGGUUCUGAAAGACUCAAAUGUGGUUGGGGAAGAUGAUGAAGAAGGCGAUGAGCUUGAGAACGUCGAGCUACGUGAACGGGAGAAGCUGAAUGAGCGACUCGAGCUCAAGAAGAAGAAGCCGGCGUACGACCCACAUGUUGUGGAAGAAACUGGCGAGAUUAACAUCUUGUCGCAGUACGACGAAGAGAUCAGCGGAAAGAAGAGCAAGAAAUUCACCCUAAAUGCCCAAGGAACCGGUAGCGCAGAAAUCGACGCGAUUGGCGGGCAGCCGCAAAACCGCAAAUUGCAAAUGAUCAACCUCGACAUCUUCCAAGACGACCAACCUGCCUCAGAUUAUCUGGAUUACACGGGUGUGAAGGUCAAGAAGCCGAAGAAGAAGUCCAAGUCCACGAGGCAACGCCCUAUUGACGAAGAUGAUAUACUUCCGCUGGAAGCAGAACCGCAAGAUCAGUAUAUGGAUAUUGAUUCAGGUGCUGGCUUUGUCAUCGGUAAGAAGCGGCGGGUUGAGGACACCGGAUUCGUCGAUGAUGAGGAUCUUCAAGCGACACUAGCUGUUCAAAGACGGGAUGUGUUAAAGAAGCGGAAGAGGACGCGGCCCGAGGACAUUGCGCGGCAGCUCAAAGAAGAGGCAGAUACGCUUGUUGCAAAGAACGAGGCUGAAGAAGCUCAAAAGGGUGGUCUCGUUAUUGACGAGAUUUCUGAAUUUGUCUCGGGUCUUAAGAGAGAAGACAUAGAAAAACGCAAACCUCGCACGUCCAAGACACCCAACCCUGAAACUGGCAAAGCCAUGGACGCCGAUUCCGAUGAGGAUGAACAAAUGAAGGACGCUGAUGAAGUGGAGGAACGCCAGCACGAGAUUUCGACCCUAGCGGAUAUCGGAACCGCCGGGGUAGAAGAAGAGAAGACCAUCGCAUCUGGUAUCGGCGCCACGCUGAAACUUCUAAGGGAACGUAAUUUGCUUAAGGAAAGUGACUCUGGUGAAAAGAACGAAAAGUUGCGUCAACAGGCAGCCUUCCUAGCAGAAAAGAAGCGCAGACAAGAGGAGAUCGAGCAACUGGCUCGCGACCAACGUGAGCGAGAUCGCACGAGCGGCAAGCUCGACAGGAUGUCGGUCCGUGAAAGAGAGGAGUGGGCGCGACAGCAGAACAACAUGCGUGAUCAACAGACCUCCCGACAGAUGGUGGAUCUUUUCAAUAAGAGCUACAAACCCAACGUGGAACUCAAGUACCAUGACGAGCAUGGCCGCUCACUAGACAAGAAGGAGGCAUUCAAGCAUCUCAGUCACCAAUUCCACGGCAAGGGAAGUGGUAAGGGCAAGACCGACAAAUACUUGAAGAAGAUGGAGGAUGAGAAACGCCGCGAAGCUCAGAGUAUGCUUGACGUUAGCCAGGAUGUGGGUAUGAGCUCUGCGACUGCUCAGCAGACCAAGAAACGGAAGGAGGCUGGAGUACGACUGGCCUAGAUGGCUUUGAUCAGGGCUACCCAAAGCUUCUUCCUGUGCCACUGUUUGCGACCUUGCACCAUCCCAUCACUCUUCCCUUUUGCAAGUUCUGCCGAAUAAGUAUGAAGUCAUACUUCGACUUUUAUUGAUUUGUUUCUUGGUCGUCCACAUCAUGGCUUUUGACUACUACGAUGCGUUUAUCCUUGGUCUUCCCCGGAAGUCUUGCCAAGCAACCAGGACAGCAUGCAUCUGGCUGUCCUUGAUAUGGCAUGCUUGAAGUCCCAGACAAGCUUCGAAACGGGUGGCUAGAAUGGCUUCAACUAAACUGGGUAUCUUUAAACCUGAUGUAAGUUCUUGAUGCGCUGAAUGACAUAGGUAUCAUCGGC
This is a messenger RNA of Pseudomassariella vexata, 2422 nucleotides long. Its product is annotated as SART-1 protein. Bases 87 to 2057 code for a protein of 656 amino acids. The record is from RefSeq and is a predicted model, not a curated record. Gene Ontology annotation, cellular component: U4/U6 x U5 tri-snRNP complex. NCBI's taxonomy places the organism in Eukaryota, Fungi, Ascomycota, Sordariomycetes, Amphisphaeriales, Pseudomassariaceae. Gene Ontology annotation, biological process: maturation of 5S rRNA; mRNA cis splicing, via spliceosome. The transcript is spliced from 2 exons.